This is a messenger RNA of Cavenderia fasciculata, 993 nucleotides long. RefSeq names its product malate dehydrogenase (gene mdhC). The record is from RefSeq and is a predicted model, not a curated record. The transcript has 3 exons. Gene Ontology annotation, molecular function: L-malate dehydrogenase (NAD+) activity. The coding region runs from base 1 to 993 and encodes 330 amino acids. Lineage: Eukaryota; Evosea; Eumycetozoa; Acytosteliales; Cavenderiaceae. Gene Ontology annotation, biological process: tricarboxylic acid cycle; oxaloacetate metabolic process; malate metabolic process.
AUGAGCAACGAUAUUUUAAAUGUUGUAGUAACAGGAGCUGCUGGACAAAUUGGAUACUCUUUGAUCUUUAAUAUUGUGAGAGGAGAGAUGUUUGGAUCGGACCAAAAGAUCAGAUUGGUAUUGAUGGAUAUUGCACCAAUGCUCGAUGGUAUCAAGGGUGUUAUUAUGGAGAUUGAGGAUUGUUGUUAUCCAUUGGUCGGUGAAAUCGUCGUCACUGCCGAUCCAAAGGAAGCCUUUGCCAACGCAGACUAUGCCAUCCUCGUCGGUGGUAUGCCAAGAAAGGAUGGUAUGGAAAGAGCUGACCUUCUCAAGGCCAACGCUACCAUCUUCCAAGUUCAAGGUAAAGCUUUGAACGAUCAUGCUAAAAAGACUUGCAAGGUAUUAGUUGUAGCUAAUCCAGCCAAUACAAAUGCAUUGAUUGCAAUGGUGAAUGCACCAAAUAUUCCAAAGGAGAAUUUCUCAUGUUUGACACGUUUGGAUCAAAAUAGAGCACGUGCACAAAUUGCACUUAGAGCCAAGGUGUCGGUCAAGGAUGUCCAUAAUAUCAUUGUAUGGGGUAACCAUUCAUUGACUAUCUUCCCAGACCAUCGUUGUGGUUAUGUCAGUUUGCCAAGUGGCAAAUCGACCAUCUCGGGUGCCGUCAAGGACGACACUUGGUUGCAAAACGAGUUUGUAGCAACCGUCCAAAAGAGAGGUGCCGCAGUCAUCUCUGCCCGUAAGUUGUCCUCUGCCGCCUCUGCUGCCAAGGCUAUCACCGAUCAUAUCCACGACUGGCAUCUUGGUACUCCAGAAGGAGAGUACGUGUCGAUGGGUGUCCACUCGGACGGCUCAUACAAUAUCCCAAGCGGUAUCAUCUUUUCAUUCCCAGUCACCAUCAAGAACGGUGUCUACACCAUCGUCCAAGGAUUACCAAUCGAUAAAAAUACCCAAGAAAAGCUUGAUGCCACAACCGCUGAAUUAAUCUCUGAAAAGGAAGUUGCUCUUGCUCUCUAA